Molecule: messenger RNA, 1282 nt
Organism: Photinus pyralis (common eastern firefly)
Lineage: Eukaryota; Metazoa; Arthropoda; Insecta; Coleoptera; Lampyridae
Exons: 7
Coding region: 1-1227 (408 amino acids)
Source: RefSeq, a predicted model, not a curated record
AUGGACGGUGAGCUGAAGCACAAUUUGUUAUUGGAUUUACAGAUAUCGUGGACGGUGAUUAAAAAAAUUAUUGGGGAUAAUGACGAAGAAUUUGACACCAUCCCGAGUAAUUGGAUCAUAUCACCUUCUUCAGCGCUGUACCCUGAUAAAGGCGCAGCAACCGUAACAAAAUUGGCAAGAAAUUGUGCUACUCCUCAAAAGGAUUGGAUGCAUGUUCGCAUAGAGAUUUAUAAAGAAAAUUACGAGAACUUUGAGCGUAGCAUGAUGGAUGUGAUCCGUUUAGAGAAAGGUGCCCGGUGUCUUAGUGCGUCGGAAACGGAAGAAAGAGGAGCCGGUCGACGGGUAGCUCGCUCACGGAAGCGGUCAUCUUCAUCGGAAGAAGGUGGCCAUAGGGGAUAUCCGCCCCCUCCUAAAAUGGGUAAAAAAUCGCCCCGGAAAUCUCCAAGGAACCAAGAAUUUAAAAGAAAUUUGUAUAACACUCUACCAUCUAUACCAGUAGCGUUACCAGAACAUCAGGUUCCGCGGCAGGCAGAGCCCUCAACAUCCAAACUAGUAGUACCAGAGCGUGAGGUACAGGUUCAGGUGCCAGAAAAAAAGUGUGACAUACCAAAAAAGUCACACUUUUGUGUAUCAUCGGGAAAGAUUACAUUGGAAUCAUUGGCACUGGGCCUUUGCCACUUAUCAAAGACUGUACAUAAUUUUCAAAAUAAAUUAAAAGAUAUUCGUAUGGAGAUCGCAAGUAAAAUGCCUGCAAACGACCCAGCUCUAAAUGUUGAGGAUCCUGGAGAAGAUAUCGAGGAGCCGAUAUUUAGUUUGCCGCUGAAAACCAUAGAUGAGCUUCAGGCGUUUGAGGAAAAGUUGAAAGAAAAAGAAUUUUCUACAACAAUUGCAAAAGUUUUGGUACAGAAGAUUGAGAAAACAAAUAUAUCUAAAAGUGCUAGAAGUGCUUUAAAGCAAUUGUUGGAUCAUUCACUAUAUCAAAAAUUUAGUUGGAAAGGCCAACAGAGAAAGGAUCAGGCUGAACCGAAGGAAUGUUUCUCCAAGCUGCGCACGUGCGAAUUAAUUUACAAAUGUGUGAAGAUGGUUUGGAAGAACGAAACUGACCUAAGGAAAAAAAUUGAAACCACCUUAGCAUCUUUCCUUGCCCAACAAGGUUCUUUGUAUUUAAAAAGAUCGAGUGUGUCGACUUCGGGUGCUGGAGAAAUGCAAGAGGAUCAAGAUCCAUAAAUUGUAUAUAUAUAUUUUGUUUUUUUUAGCUAUUGGAAUUUUUUUGCCUUUACAU